Sclerotinia trifoliorum is the source of this 2167-nucleotide messenger RNA. NCBI's taxonomy places the organism in Eukaryota, Fungi, Ascomycota, Leotiomycetes, Helotiales, Sclerotiniaceae. The record is from the annotation of a GenBank genome assembly.
CUUGAGCCCGAUAUCUUAACAUUUUGAAAGAGCACCAGAUAGCAUUUUACAUCAAUUAUCUCAAAACGACUGACAUCUUAAUCGUAAUGGGUAAACGGAGCCGGAAAGAUAGUACCAAUGGCAAAGAAUCCGCCGGUAAAUCAUUUCUCACAGAAAGCAAGGCUGUCGACCCUACUCUAGCCUUGCUAUUCGCGUCCAGUGUAAGUCUCGAAAUUCUGGUGUCGCGCAUGUUUACUGAUCAACAGUAGGCUGGCCCAGUGCAAGCCCCUCCAAAAUCAAGAUAUCAGGAAGCACCACCUGCGCCUCGAAAGAAUGUGGAAACGCAAGAAGCAGAAACAUCUGAGGGUUCUGACGAUGUUGAGGACGAUGAAGAUCUUAAAAUAGAUGAGGAUGACGAUGAGUUAAGUAGCAUUGACGGCGACCUUGAGGAUGCCGAAAUAUCGGGUCUCACAGCUGAGGAUGAGAGUUCCAACGAAGUAGAUGACGAGACACCCGAAUUGGAUAAAUUCAUCAAAGCCAAAAACGACAAACCGGAACGAAAACGUAAAAGGAAGAACGAUGAGCCGGACCUUGAAGGGAAAUACCUUGAGAAGCUGGCAAGGGAAGAGGAAAAGGAAGAGGAAGAACGCCAAGCCGAAAGACGACUGAAACGGCAGAAGUUAGCUGAGAAGCAAAAUCCGGUUGUGGAGGGAGGUAUGGAGGAAGGCGAUUCUGAUGAGGAGAUGGAAGAUGCUGAAUCUGAUGACGAGGCUGGAGCUGAGAGCGAUGCAGAAGAGUCUGGUUCCGAGGCGAAAGGUCUCGAAAGAAAAACACCAUCUGAUGUUCCUUUACAUGAAUCCCUCGUAGCGGAUAAAGACGCGGCCGAGCUUGAAAAGGCAUCUCGCACUAUUUUCCUUGGAAACGUAGCAAGUUCUACUAUCUCUUCUAAAGCCGACAAAAAGAUCCUUAUGUCCCAUCUAUCCUCUUUCAUUAAUGAUCUUCCUCCUCCUCCGUCGGGCAAACCAUCCCAUAAAUUAGAAACCCUACGCUUCCGGUCAACCGCAUACGCCACUGCUGCACUACCAAAGAAAGCCGCCUUUGCUAAAAAGGAUAUCAUGACUGCUACCACGAAGAGCACAAAUGCGUAUGUCGUCUACUCUACAGCAUUUGCUGCCAGAGAGGCCGUCAAGAAGCUCAACGGAACUAUGGUCCUAGAUCGCCAUCUUCGUGUAGAUGGUGUGGCACAUCCUGCGAAAACCGAUCAUCGCCGAUGUGUCUUCGUCGGUAAUCUUGGCUUUGUAGAUGAUGAAUCUCUUCUUGAACAAGAUGGGGAGAACAGUCGAAAACGGUCAAAAAUACCCUCUGAUGUUGAAGAAGGUCUGUGGAGACAAUUUGGAAAAGCUGGUGAAGUAGAGAGUGUACGAGUUAUUCGUGAUGAAAAAACUCGUGUUGGAAAGGGAUUCGCUUAUGUUCAAUUUAAGGUUACUCUCCUAUGGUCUACCAACAUUUGAACUCUUAUUAACGUAGGAAAACAGGACGUAAAUGCAGUUGAGGCUGCCCUACUUUUCAACGAAAAAAAGUAUCCACCGAUGCUUCCUCGGGUUCUUCGUGUCGUUCGCGCCAAAGCCCAACACAAGCAAGUCUCUUCCCGACCUACCGCUCGUCAACCGAAAUCGUCAAAGUCAUCCCAGAUUUAUAAUCCGAAGGUUGAUCCAAAUCAAGCCUCGUUGCAGGGCAGAGCUACCAAACUAUUAGGAAAAGCGGGUGGUGCGAAGUUCAAGAAAACGGGGGCUAAUGAUACCACUUUGGGUAUCAGAGGAGACAAACAGGCUGGUGGAAGUGGAGAAGCCAAGAGCGGGAUGGCUGGCAUAAAAGCACCUGAGAGCUUUGUCUUUGAGGGUUACAGAGCCAGCGCGAGCAAGGGCAAGCCAAAGGAUUUAAAGUUAGGAGGAAAAGGCGGCGGAAAGAAAAAGAGUAAACCCAGAACAAGGUCGUCGAACAGAGGUGCAGAGUGGAAGAAGCGAGGCUCAAAGUAAGCUUAAAUCAUUGUAAUCAGAAUAAUGUCGACAGGAGUAUCGGUGAAUAAAAUACCUGAGAAUUGCAGCAUUCAGAACAGCCUUGAUUGACAAAUUAUGAAUACGAUUACAUGUACAUGUAAUUUGUCUGUAUUUAUGUUGAAGAAUGCUUU